AUGCCCAAAGCAUUCCUGCUGCUGUGUGUGGCCCUGGUGCUACUCGGGUCCAUCCAUGGAGACACAUUGAGAAACAAAGAGCAGUGGAAGCCACUCAACAAGCCCAGAAACGGAGAUCUGUUUUUCAGAACGCUCCAGGCAUAUCUUAAGGGAAGAGGCCUUGAUCUUGAAAGGUUUCCAAGGACUUUGUCCCUGAACGAAGAAGCCAGGCCUCUCUCUUUGCAACCAGACCUCCUUGCCUCUGCACUUGCCGAUUUCGAAGAGCAGAGAAACUCCUUUCCCGAUUACCUCGAAGGCUGA
This is a messenger RNA of Artibeus jamaicensis (Jamaican fruit-eating bat), 300 nucleotides long. It is a transcript of the gene CUNH2orf66, whose product is annotated as chromosome unknown C2orf66 homolog. The transcript is spliced from 2 exons. Lineage: Eukaryota; Metazoa; Chordata; Mammalia; Chiroptera; Phyllostomidae. The record is from RefSeq and is a predicted model, not a curated record. The coding region runs from base 1 to 300 and encodes 99 amino acids.